Messenger RNA from Bipolaris sorokiniana ND90Pr, 3570 nucleotides. RefSeq lists its product as uncharacterized. Gene Ontology annotation, molecular function: L-glutamate dehydrogenase (NAD+) activity. Gene Ontology annotation, cellular component: mitochondrion. The transcript has 4 exons. The coding region runs from base 183 to 3380 and encodes 1065 amino acids. The record is from RefSeq and is a predicted model, not a curated record. Lineage: Eukaryota; Fungi; Ascomycota; Dothideomycetes; Pleosporales; Pleosporaceae.
CAGGCCAGGGACUGUCGAAAGAGCGGUGGCUUUCUGCCCAAUUGCCUCUGCAGUCGUUAUCCGAGCUGCGAUUCAACUAAAGUUUUGGACACGGCCGUGCCUUGCCCCUCCUCCUCCUUCUCUACUUUCUGCCCCGCUACCCCUCGUCAACCCUCGUUGCACAUACACAAACACCACUCACAAUGGCGUCCACACCCAAUGAAGGCUCCAAUAGCCAACCGCCCCAGCACAAGCAGCUCGAGCAGCUCCUCAACACACCCGAUCGCCGGCCCUCUCCUCUGCCCACACAUCUGAGCGCACCCGGCUCCUCAGGACACUCGACCCCCCGAAUCAUCCCACAAGAAGGCUCUGGCGGCUCUGGAUAUGUCGCCCCCGUCUUCGAGGGCAAGGAGAAGCAGAUGGAGGCCGUCAUGGAUGGCGUCGAGGAAAAGGGCUUCAUGCCCCCAGAACUCGUCGAGUCCGAGACCAAGUGGUUUUACAACGAGCUCGGCAUUGACGAUAUGUACUUUGCUACCGAGACUGUCGACGCAAUCGUAAACCACAUCCACUCGCUCUACGCUGCAAAGGUCGCCGCCUACGCCAGAGACGACAAGCGUCUUGAGAUCCGCCUCGACAAGGAGGCCUCAGACCACGCCGUCUACAUUGACACCAGCAGGCCCGGUGUGUCCGUCAUAGAUGGCCCACAGUACGAACAACGCAUAGGCAAGAAGUACCUGGCCGUCUCAAAACCCGGUCUUGCCUACCGUAUCGAGAGUUUCCGCUCCGAGAGCCCACUGCCAGGAAGCGAAGACCAACAGCUCCGAUGCUACUUUGUCUACCAGUGUGACUUUGUAGACCCUAACCCGAGCGAGACCGAGACCAACCUUGAGAAGAUUGGUGACAAGCGCUUCCUGCAAAAGGCUACUGCCAACACAAAGGCCAUCUACCAGCAGAUUCUCCAGGUCGCUGUAGAGCGUACUGGACCCGUCAUUGACCAUUUUGACAUUGAGGGCUCCCGGGACAAGCGCCUGGUUGUUGGUUUCAAGCGCGGAAGUGCUCUUGGUCUCUUCAGCGCCUUGAGCGACCUGUACCACUACUACGGUCUGACGACAUCGCGAAAGUACGUCGAGCAGUUCUCCAACGGCUACACCGUCAUGUCCUUGUACCUGCGCCCGUUGCCCGGAGCGGCCGGUGCCAAGCACCCUCCCAUUGAGGCGUCCAUUCACCAGAUCACCAAGGAGGUUUCGCUGCUCUACUGUCUCCCGCAGAACAAGUUCCAGACUCUCUUUGCCACAAGCAGACUCAGUCUGCAAGAGACCAUCUACGCACACUGCGUCUGGGUCUUCAUCACACACUUCCUCAACCGCCUUGGAAGUGAGUACACUGCCUUGUCAGCAAUCUUGGAUUCUGAGAACAGCGUACAUGCUGAGCUGCUGUCCAAGCUCAAGCGGAGGUUGCGUGCUGAGACAUUCACUGCCGACUACAUUUAUGAGAUCAUCAUGGAAUACCCCGAGCUGGUCCAUACUUUGUACCUGCCCUUUGCAAAGACCCACUAUGUCCAGACCCGUGGCCAGGAAGACGAUUUCCUCCCAACACUGAGUUAUCUCCGUCUUCAGAUCGACAAGGUUCAGACCGAUGCUGAGUUGACCGACACCAUCAACAAGGCUGUAGUCAACGACCACCACGAGAUGGUCAUGACCUCUUUCCGCGUCUUCAACAGCUCUGUCCUCAAGACCAACUUCUACACCCCCACCAAGGUUGCUAUCAGCUUCCGUCUGAACCCCAGCUUCCUCCCACGUUCCGAGUACCCUCAGCCGCUGUACGGAAUGUUCCUUGUCAUUGGUUCAGAAUUCCGUGGUUUCCACCUCCGCUUCCGUGAUAUCGCUCGUGGUGGUAUCCGUAUCGUCAAGUCUAGGAGCCAGGAAGCAUACUCCAUCAACGCACGCUCAAUGUUUGACGAGAACUAUAACCUCGCAAACACACAACAACGCAAGAACAAGGACAUUCCUGAGGGUGGAUCCAAGGGUGUCGUGCUUCUCGACUUCAAGCACCAGGACAAGGCUCAGGGUGCUUUUGAAAAGUACAUUGACAGUAUUCUCGAUCUGCUUCUGCCUCCCACCAGCCCUGGUAUCAAGGACCCUAUUGUCGAUUUGCACGGCAAGGAGGAGAUUCUGUUCAUGGGUCCCGAUGAGAACACGGCUGAUCUCGUCGACUGGGCAACCGAGCAUGCCCGUGUCCGAGGCGCACCAUGGUGGAAGUCCUUCUUCACUGGAAAGAGCCCCAAGUUGGGUGGUAUUCCUCACGACCGUUACGGCAUGACUACUUUGUCUGUGCGCGAGUACGUCAAAGGAAUUUACCGCAAGCUCAACCUGGAUCCUAGCAAGGUCCGCAAGAUGCAGACUGGUGGCCCUGACGGUGAUCUUGGGUCAAACGAGAUCUUGCUCAGCAACGAAAAGUACAUUGCCAUUAUUGAUGGCUCAGGUGUUCUUGUCGACCAGAACGGCAUCAACCACGAGGAGCUUGUACGCCUGGCCAGGGAACGCAAGAUGAUCAACCACUUUGAUGUGUCAAAACUCUCAUCUGAAGGCUACCGUGUUCUGGUUGAUGACACCAACGUGCGACUACCAAACGGCGAUCUCGUCUACAAUGGUACGACUUUCCGCAACACCUUCCAUCUCCGCAGCGACAUGCACUACGAUACCUUUGUUCCUUGCGGUGGCCGACCCGAGUCCAUUGACCUGUCCACCGCCAACAAGCUCAUCGUUGAUGGCAAGUCGGUUAUCCCAUACAUUGUCGAGGGUGCAAACUUGUUCAUCACUCAGGAUGCCAAGCUCCGUCUCGAGAAGGCUGGCUGCAUCUUGUACAAGGAUGCUUCAGCUAACAAGGGUGGUGUUACUUCCUCCUCGCUUGAAGUCCUUGCAUCCCUGUCAUUCGACGACGAGAGCUUCAUCAAGCACAUGUGUGUUGGAGAGGAUGGGCAGGCUCCCGAGUUUUACAACAACUACGUGCGUGAGGUCCAGAAGACUAUUCAGAACAACGCCCGUCUCGAAUUCGAGGCUAUCUGGAGGGAGCACCAGGCUACUGGCCAGCCACGAAGCGUUCUGAGUGACACGCUCAGUACCGCCAUUACCAAGCUGGAUGAGGAGAUGCAGAACACGGAUCUCUGGAAGAACAUUCAGUUCAGGGAGUCGAUUCUGAAGGAGGCACUUCCCAACAUUCUGCUCGAGAAGAUUGGUCUUGACAAGAUUAUGGAGAGGGUACCAGACAACUAUCUCCGUGCCAUUUUCGGUAGCUACCUUGCUAGCCGCUUCGUAUACGAGUACGGUGUAUCGGCCAGCCAAUUUGCUUUCUUCGACUUUAUGAGCAAGCGCAUUACAAAGGGUAACAAUGCUCCUCAUUAAGAGAGGAGAAUAUGUGCAUACAGCAUCGCAAACUUGAACAGGCGUUUGGAUUGGAUACAAAAAGUUUGAUUUGUUUUUGGAGGUCGAAAAGGGAGAGAGAUCCCCUGACCAUGAACAUGGCUAGCGGCGCUUAUAGGGCUCACUAGUGUGGGUCUGCUAAUGGGCGGCUUGUUUGCCGUUACGAAUGAAU